This is a messenger RNA of Phalacrocorax carbo (great cormorant), 716 nucleotides long. Lineage: Eukaryota; Metazoa; Chordata; Aves; Suliformes; Phalacrocoracidae. The record is from RefSeq and is a predicted model, not a curated record.
CACGCCCCGCCCCGCCGUGACGCGGCUGCCCCGCGCCGCCGGGGUGCAUGCCGGGGCGGCGGCGGGACCAUGGCGAGCGACUUCUACCUGCGGUACUACGUGGGGCACAAGGGCAAGUUCGGCCACGAGUUCCUCGAGUUCGAGUUCCGGCCCGACGGGAAGCUGCGCUACGCCAACAACAGCAACUACAAGAACGACGUCAUGAUCCGAAAGGAGGCGUACGUCCAUAAGAGCGUGAUGGAGGAGCUGAAGAGAAUAAUCGACGACAGUGAAAUCACAAAAGAAGAUGAUGCUCUGUGGCCUCCUCCCGACAGAGUUGGUCGCCAGGAGCUUGAAAUAGUAAUUGGUGAUGAGCACAUCUCCUUUACCACAUCAAAAAUUGGUUCACUAAUCGAUGUAAAUCAGUCCAAGGAUCCAGAAGGCUUGAGAGUGUUCUACUACCUGGUCCAGGACCUUAAGUGUCUAGUCUUCAGUCUUAUUGGUCUACACUUCAAGAUUAAGCCAAUUUAAGCCAAACAAACUGAAGUUUGUAUUGUGGUGUCUGGGGGGCGGGGGCGGCGCAGGGAGGAAUUGAAAGUCCUUGUACUUCUUGGCCUGAAGUUUUUAUGUAUUUUAGAAUGGUUUUUGGUUUUGUUUUUUGAUUUUUUUUUUUUUUUUUACAAACUGUCAGUGACUGCCUCAAUAAAAUGGUGAUAUCUGUAUUUUAUAAUUUAUAA